Drosophila grimshawi is the source of this 2968-nucleotide messenger RNA. RefSeq lists its product as uncharacterized. The record is from RefSeq and is a predicted model, not a curated record. Lineage: Eukaryota; Metazoa; Arthropoda; Insecta; Diptera; Drosophilidae. The transcript is spliced from 3 exons. Bases 978 to 2711 code for a protein of 577 amino acids.
GCGCAACUCUGCGUCUUUUGGCCACGACCAUUUCUCAGUCACGAUCGUUGGCCAGUCGCAAAGAAACACUCAAACUGUGCGCACGCCAGCAGCAGACGCCAAGAAAAAGCAGAGCGAGAGAGAGAGAAAGAGAGAAAAAGUUUAACUUUCGUGUUGUAUAUAGUAAAAUUGCACCACUCCUUUCCCUCGACGUUGAACACAUUUAAUUUUAUAAGGCGUGGAGAAAGGCUCAACUUGGGAUUUGCAAAGAAAAAGAAACAUACAAAAAAAUCAAUGCGAGAAGCGUUUUAAUUUCACUAUGCAAAUGCAUUGACAUUCAUUCUUGGAAACUUCAGGGCUAUCGGGUUGGCAGCCACACUAAAAAGACCCAGGGCCCAAAUAUAAAACCAGUUCAAGAGCUUGCAGUUCACAAUAACAACAACAACAACAACAGAAACAGCAACAACAGAAAUAGCAACAGCUGAGAGACGGAGAGAGAGAGAGCUGGAGAGAGAACGGGCCGAGAGCGAGACGCAGGCGCACGUGCAGAAAGCGAGAGCGUAGCAGCUGCGUCUGCGUCGGCGUCACCUUCUUAAUUGGGACAAGAACCAUUUGUAGCAACGCAGCAGCAGCAGCAGUGCUUGUCAAACUGCGUGCGCGAGGAAAUGUUUGAAGUUGUGUGCGACAUUGCAUAAUUGUCACAAGCAAGUGUAACAAAAAAAAAAAACAAAAAAACCUAUCCAACUGCUAACAACAAUAAAAAAAACAUGUGCAAGAAAUCUAUAAUAAAAAUUGCCAAACUGUCAAUUUGUGUGAAAACAGCAGCAGCAACAAAACCAACGCCGCAUAAAUAAAAGCGCAGCUUUGUUCGCCCAUUGUAAAUGAACAAAAACAGCAACCACAACAAUAACAACAACCACAAACAACAACAAUAACAACAAUCGCAUACACCAAGGAGAAAAAAUUAGCAAUCAACGUACGUUUUUCUUUUUGGUAAAAUGUCCAAGCUGUUGAAAAUAAAUUCACUCUCGUUGCUGCUCCUGAUGGCAGCAGCGCUGCCCCCCCAACAACAACAACAACAGCAACUGUUGCCAGCAAAAAUAACAACAAACAGACUUUUUAAUGCAACCGACGGCGCUGGCACUUUCAUCGAUAACAACCAUAGCAGCAGCAGCAGCAGCAGCAACAACAACAACAACGAAGGCUCCACUGUCGCCUAUGAGCAACAGCAACAGCAACAGCAACAGCAACAGCAAAAGCAACAACAACAACAGCAGCAACAACAAACAUUGCAAUAUGCACAAGUAACGGCUUUAGAUAAAGAAGUAGUUGAACGUUUGAUCAAGCAAUGGGCGCCGAUUGUUUGGCUGGCUCCCGAGGAGAAAUUCAUGCCGAUGGGCGUCGAGGAGUUUUUGCAGCAUGUGCAUCCCAUCAUGGACAAGGAUCGCAGCUUUACGCCGGGCGUGCCCUUCAGCGAAUACUCAACGAAAUCGCAUUUGGUUACCAACGGUCAGGUGGAGGAUCUGCUAAAGAAUAAGCAAUCCUUCAUCUAUGGCCGUAAUCCCAAUGAAGCACCCGUGCCCAUUUACGGUGUGGUCACACUUUGUCCAGCGCCCCCAAAACGCGAGCCGGAACCACCAAUACCAUUAGUGUCAGCCAGCACCCGGGGUUCCUACAUACCCGUAUCGAUUGAUCCGCUCGAGGAGCGCAAUAAUACAGUUCGUCGUUCGUCUCGUCUGUUUCCGCUGUUCCAGCGCGUGAAACGCGAGGCGCCCAGCAGCAUGUCAGCGGAGUAUGCACCGCUCAGUGACUAUGAUCUGGUCAUGGGCGAGACGCAGUUAGCCGGCGCUGCGUUGCCAGAGGUCGCAGAGACUGUGGAGCAGCAGCAGCAGCUGGAACCGGAGCUGGACAAUGGGCUGCCGGUGAACAAUUUUAUAGCCAAUCUGGCGGACAAUGUCAAGUUUAGUGGUGGAGUCGAUCUCGAUGAUAAUCUCGAGGAUAACAACAUUGGUGAUUCGUCGGCGCACGAGAGGCAACCGAUGAAGGGACAACUGCCCGGGUUCCAUGUCACCUACUGGAUGUUCUAUCCGUACAGUCAGGGCAAGACAAUGUGCACGCUGAGCCUGGGUCCCCUGGGCCGCAUACCCUUUCCGGCUGUUUACGGCUACUGUUUGGGUCAUCGCCGUGACAUUGGCAGCCAUGUGGGCGACUGGGAGCACAUGAGCCUGUACUUUAACGGUGAUGCUGAGCCGCAGGCCAUGUACGUCUCGGCACACGAUGCGGGCGCCUAUUACGGCUACAAUCGGUUAACUGGUGCCUUUGAGUUUCGACGCCAGGAGACGCGCAAGGGCAUCCUGCAGCGUCCCAACUUUCCCAAAACGGUCACCACAUUCAAGAAUCAUCCGGUACUGUUUGCCGCCAAAGGCUCCCACGGUCUGUGGACGGCGCCGGGCAAGCAUCGAUUCGUUAAGGUGGCCCGGCUCUAUGACAUCAAUGGCUUUGGCACGCCCUGGAACACUUGGAAGGCCGUCGACAUCAGCUAUAAGAAUCUGCGCUCCUACGGUCGCUCCCUGGUGCCCGACUGGCUGACCUAUCGCGGCAAGUGGGGCAAUCCGAAGAGCAAGUGUCAUCCCUUUCGCCGUAUCGGCCUCAAUUUCUGCGAGUUCACGGACGGACCCACGGGUAUACCCCUGAAGGAGCCGCACUUUCAAUGCGGCUCCGAAUAUCGUUGAUUCUAGGCUGAAGAUUGAGAAUUGGAGUAUCCUGAAUAGCAUUAAGCGUAACUUUAGUAAAGUAUUUAUUGUGAAAAUCACGUCCUCCCCCCGAUGGUUGCCCAAAAGCAUUAAAAAUUACCUAAGAAAAACUGCACAGCAACUGUAAUCAUUGGCUAAUCCUUGAGUGGAAAUUGUUUGAUUUCUAUAGUAGCGAAAUUAAAGUUGCUGCAUUUGAUCUCUGAUUCCUUUUGUAAUACAAUCUUAUAUCAAAAGUA